Diorhabda sublineata is the source of this 3763-nucleotide messenger RNA. RefSeq names its product facilitated trehalose transporter Tret1-like. Gene Ontology annotation, biological process: transmembrane transport. The transcript has 3 exons. NCBI's taxonomy places the organism in Eukaryota, Metazoa, Arthropoda, Insecta, Coleoptera, Chrysomelidae. Gene Ontology annotation, molecular function: transmembrane transporter activity. Bases 132 to 1613 code for a protein of 493 amino acids. The record is from RefSeq and is a predicted model, not a curated record. Gene Ontology annotation, cellular component: membrane.
CUUAAAUCAGGUCAACCCUGUUUUUAACUUAUAUAAAAUCUAUGUUGAGCUGUUAUCGAUCUCAUUAUUAUUACUGCAUUUUAUGUAUAUACCUAAGUUGGAUAAUCUUAUAAUAACAAUUUUAUGAAACCAUGGACGACAUAGAAAUCAAUCCCUUAAAAGAAGAGACAGAUGUUAUUGAAGGAAGUAACUAUGAACCAUCAAAAUUUAAAGUUAUCAGGAAAAAUGAUACAGGAUUUCUAGUUCUCAUUGUUCUCUCAGGAUCAAUGUUUUCUCUAUAUCUCGGUUUAUCAUUCGUGUGGCCUUCGUCAGUAAUACCAAAAUUGGAAUCUAAUGUAACCGAAGAAAAUCCUUUAGGCAGACGUAUAACGACUUUUGAAACUUCUAUGUUAGCAGGCCUACCGAUAAUAGGGAUAUUACUUGGACCAAUAGUAAUAGGUUAUGUGUCGGAAUUAGUUGGAAGAAAAGGAUCUAUAGAAAUUGCGAGUCUCGGAAUAAUUAUUUCAAUUUUAGCGUUAUCAUCUAGUACGAACAUCAUUUGUAUUAUAACUUUUAGAUGCGGUUAUUCUUUUUUUGUUACUGGUGCAGCAAAUGUAUUUUUUAUUUAUGUAAUAGAAAUCUGCGAGGACCACAACAGAGCUAAGUAUAGUUGUUUAGCUCUUGCUUUUUCACCCAUCGGUUACACGUUAGGUUAUAGCAUUGGAGCAGCUCUAAAUUUUAAAAAUUUCAAUUUAGUCGAAUUAAGUCCAAUGAUAUUAUUAUUCAUUUUCUUCUUCCUUGCCCCCGAAUCUCCAAUUUAUAAUUUAUCAAAACACAAAAUAGAAAAAUGUAUGAAAGAUAUUAAAAGAUUAAGACAUAAUAAAAGUGAAAGAGAAUUGCAAAUAGAUUUACGUAACAUCUAUAGUAAUAUUCAAACAUCAAAGAAACUAUCGGAAGAAAAAAUGUUGUUAAUAAAACUAGUUAGUACAAAAGAAAAAAGAUACUCAUUAAUGUUGGCAUCUUCUUUAGCCAUUUUACAAAUAUUUUGUGCAUUCGGUAUCAUUAUACCGUUUAUGGAACCUAUUUUCAUAGCGACUGAAACGAAAUUCAACAGUAGUCAUUUACCUAUAAUUGCAGCUUCAUUCAAAGUUAUCGCUUGCAUUGCAGCGUCGUUUAUCGUGGAAAAAUGCGGAAGAAGACCACUACUUAUAAUUUCAGCAAUGGGAUCAGGAGUGCCUUUGUUGAUACUAGGUUGUUUCUUCUAUUUGAAAUAUAUCGAAUCUCCUCUAAUCCACCAAAUGCAAUGGUUACCUUUAGCCUGUAUUAUAAGUUAUAUUCUUUUGUCAUCUUUCGGAAUAUUUCUAAUACCAUUAGUAACUAUUGGCGAGUUAUUUACACCAGAUGUUCGAUCGACGGGUAUAUCUGUUGUAUCUAUAGUUUUUUCAAUGUUAUUAUUUUUUUCGUCGGGUACUUAUCCCUAUAUUGUUGAAUAUAUAGGCAUGCAUUGGUGCUUAUGGUUAUACGGAUCCUUAAGUUUAUUAUCCGCCCUAAUUAUUUACUUAAUAAUUCCGGAAACUAGCGGGAAAAGCAUCAACGAAAUACAAGUGAACAUUAAAGCACUUUGUAAUAAAUGAAUUCAAUCGAGAUUGAUUGAGUUCUAUAAAUUAUUAUGGCAAAUAUUUUAUCUUUCUAUAUAAUUCAUUGGGGUACAGAGAUUGAUCACUUACAUCAAUGUACUAAUCUUCAAAUACUUCAAACUUGUAUAACACGAGGCCUUUUUUCAAUUUCGGUUUUUUGUUCUAAAACUAAAUUACGUAGUGGUAGGAAGUGUGUCUGCGAAUUCCCUUGCUAUGCAACUGUCUCAUUUCGGGCUCCUAUCCCUGCGUCGUCGUCGAAAUACUAUUGUUACUCUCGCUAAGUUGAAGGAUGUAGAGCUGAGGAUAAACAUCGCUGUGUAAUGUAUCAAUGACUGUGCUUCGAGACAAUAAUAUAUGAAAUUGACCGUAGGUGAAAUGAAUCCACACACACUCCAGCAACAAACCAAAAAAAAAUCGAUUAAAAUUUAACGGACGAAAAUGAUGUGUUUCUUUGCUGAAAUCGAGUGAGAAGUCACCUACCUCAGAUAACUAUCACUAUCAUCUCCUUCAAUUAAUUGAGACUCUUCUACUAAUGAAGAACAUCAAGACGUUGUAAGAACCUACCUGAGCUUGCUGGUGAUAGACUGUAUAUAUGACUAUACAAAUGUUUUGGCAAUAAAAUCAGAGCUUUCGCUUAGUUUUUACAAGUUUCUCAAGAUUUGAAUUUAAAACUUACCAUAAAUUAUAUGAAUUCCCGACUCAGUGAACCAGUUGAGGUGAAAUAAUCAACAGAUUAUUCCUUGUUAAUCUUAAGGAUUUGGAAAUAAUAACAAAAUAGAUUGAUGCAAGUGUUCCCAUUGAAUUCAUUAUUUUAUUAAGACAUUAAAUCUAGACUCAAUCACUCACUUUGAAAAUUAUUCAUGUAAAUAUUGAUAAGUUUAAUUAGAUGUCAGGUGUUGCUAGAUUCUUCGUUAUAAAUUUUAUCGAUUGUCCAGAAUGUGUGCAUAUUCUCUUUACAAAAAAAAAUAGAAAAAUUCAUGCUUUACAUCCAAUACUAAAUUGUGCAUACUAUAAUAGAAUACAGAAACGCAAACUACAAAUCCUAGAGGUUUGCUCGAAAUAUUGAAAAUCUGCAUGCCAUAAAAGAGGCGAAACAUAAGCAAAAAUUUAUCAAAAAUGUUUUGAUACGUGUAAUCGACAAUCAACUACUCUUACCUUUCGUUUGUAAAAUAAUUUUUGAGAUUAGGUUAUGUGAACCAAAUUCAUGGUUCACAUACGAUAAUUUUCUUCUUAUUUUAGUCAAGUAAUUCAUCAAUUUCUUAACACUACGUAUUUGAUCAGGAGGACCAGUCAAUUUACCUCCAAUACAGCGGCUAGGUAAAAUCAGUUUGAUGUAACUAUACAAUAUCUAAUACAUCUCUGAAAAGAGUGGAUGAUGAAUGUGAUAAAAUUCGGAAUGAUUAAGAAUUUUUAAUAAGUAGAUCCUUAAAGUAAGGAUUGGAUUUAUAUAUUGUGGCCAAUGGCUAUUAUUUGGAGCAUAUUUCAAACAAUAAUGAUUAAAAAGCAAGUUAUAUCAAAUCAUAUCUGGUAUCUGAAGUUUGCGUUUCGUGGACACACUGUAUAUCUAGUCUAAGCAAAAAAUGAAAUAAGUAACUCAAAUAUAAAUAUAUUUGUUUGUGUUUUGAAGCAAUAGCUUCGUCAAUGUCGAUUAUAAUACAAACAAAUGUUACUGGUUGAAAUAUUUAGAAAACCAACUCGAGUAAUUUCGAAUUUUUUUCUUUUACCUCGUAUAUACCUAUUUGUAAUUAUUAGUGGUCUAAUGUUAGUCUCUGUGACCCAAAUAAGAUAAAAUGAUAAAGUGUAUAGCCAUAGAUAUGUUUUCAAGUAGGUAUCAGAAUUAAACAAAAAGAUAUUUUAUCUGCUUCAGGUCAAAAAAUAUCGAAUUUAACUAAAAACUUUUUUAAUUAUUGAAUAUUGGCUCUAACAAUGUAUGAUAUAGUAGUAUAUUAUAGCACUUUGAAAAUGCAUUAGCAAUUUACAUUUUCUUGGAGUGUAAAUGUUAUAAAUAACUAUUAAAGAGACCACAUUGUUUUCUUAAAAUUAUAUUUUCUCUUCUCAACAAUAAGGAAACUAUUUUACUGUGCUGAAUGUCAUCAUGUAAUCAAAUGCGUGUGAGAUGAACUAUUCAGAAAUACAUUUUGAGAAAG